Molecule: messenger RNA, 4569 nt
Organism: Aureobasidium pullulans EXF-150
Lineage: Eukaryota; Fungi; Ascomycota; Dothideomycetes; Dothideales; Saccotheciaceae
Product: Cullin-domain-containing protein
Exons: 6
Coding region: 60-4247 (1395 amino acids)
Biological process (GO): DNA damage response; ubiquitin-dependent protein catabolic process; protein ubiquitination
Cellular component (GO): Cul4-RING E3 ubiquitin ligase complex
Molecular function (GO): ubiquitin protein ligase binding
Source: RefSeq, a predicted model, not a curated record
CCUGCACGAAUCUAUCUCCAUGCCCUCCAGUCCUACUCAGGCGUCAACUGUCCUUCAAUAUGUCGAUUCCGCAGUCAUUAAACAUUUCUACCGCCCUAUGUUUGAUUAAAUCAAAGCCCAAGCAUCUCACUGUUCAAGAAUAUAUAAGGGCUCUCCGUCCACAUAUCCGAACAAUCCACAGUAAUGGCCAAGUCUAUCGCCAAAUCGAUCAUUCAGCAUUCUGGCAAGGUCAACACGACGGCUUGAAAGCAAACCUUGAGAAGGAACGAGAUGCGACUUUCAUCCUCAAGCAGCAGAAUGACGCUCUGGUGUCCCAAGUCACUCAACUUCUAGCUCGCUCGAAACCGGGUCGAAAGCGCAAAGUCGAACAGGAAGAACCAGAAAAGGUCAAGAAGCUGAAAGCAGGCACUAUUGCAAUUACUGAGUUUGGUCUCGCUGCUGAUAUUGGUCCCGUCAUCAAAGCUAUGCGACACAUACAUCGGGUGCAAACCCUGUGCAGAGGCCGCAUGUGGAGCACAGAUUCCAAUGAGCUGGCCUACAACCUCAUUCAGACUAUGCAAGCCAUGGAGAAUAUCAUCGAUCCUCUCGCAAACAAGAAGCACAGUGCAGAUUCUUGCAAGCAGACAAUCACCGCGGUCGCAAGGACUUGUAUCACUGUAUUUCAUGGUCUCAAGAGAAUGGAAUCUUUGAACAGCAAUGAUGGCUUUCCCAGUCAUGUUGUUCAUGCCUGUGUGUGCUUCUUCGGUAUUCUCUUCACCAGUAUUGAGAACGCUGCUCGUCUCCAGGUCGAACCAAAACAACCAGAUCGAGGAACGGCUGUAUUGCAAGCUCUGUCUACACUUGCGAACAGCCUGAUCAAUAUUCUGCGAGGGUCUUCACCAAAUUGCCCUUCUCAUGCGGAGAUUCUUGAAGGCGCAACCUACGACCUUCUCCAUCGACUGGGAGAAACAACGCACGAACUUCUGAUGGAUGGGCCCCAACACGACGAUAUCGAACAUGAGGUGCAGAAGCUUCCGCUUCCUGAUGACAAGCGACUUGAUCCUGUCAGACAGACGGCUAUGCGAACCAUGCUAACAGCUGCUCCGUUCCUCCUUGACUGCUUGAGAAAGGCUCUGAUCGGAGCACAGAACCAACCACUCGCUGCGUUUGCACGUCUGAAGCUGCAGCGUACUUUGGUUGAUCGCAUCUUUGGUCCGGGAACAAGAGGGCCGAAUGCAAGCGAAGAUGUUCUUGGACUGCCAGAAGUCUUUGGAGAGCCGCCAAUGGCCGCGAAUCCCAUUAAGAAGGAAGACAUACAAACAAAGACAGAUCAAUUCGAGGAAGAGAUUUGGGCACUGGUCGGCUGGGACAUUCUUGCAUUGUUGCAGAGAGAGGACAAAAGCGGGAGGAUUUGCUUUACAUGUAGACAUUGCUUCGACACAUAUAACAAGCUGUUUGAAAUGUCUUGCUCACAUGACUUGGCUUUGGAUGUAUUCUUCAUCAACCUAGAAAGUGCUGGAAGUGGUUGUAAGGUUGUAGAGCAGCAGUCACACGACGAAAAGGUGUUGCAAAGAGGCCACUCUUGCACUCCUGCAUCGAUGCCACCGUCCAUAUCAUCCCUGCCGGCAGGAGACCGUUCACCCUCAUCAUCACCCCCGCACCCUCCCGCUAGAAAGCGCAAGAGACCUUCAGCAGCAACAACAGCAGCGGCCACUCCAUCCGCAUCAUCUCAGCCACCAGCUUCACUCGGCAGACAGCAAUCAAUCCAGAACCUCUUCGCCGAUCAAGCCUCGGCCGCCGCAUCCCCGUCCACUGCCAUCGACUCUUCACCAAACCGCAAGAAAGUCAAGAACCAACCUUUCAACAUGCAGUCAGACAUGUAUUCCUUCUCCAGCAAGGUCAUCGGUGGCAACCUGCCCGCCGCAACUUCCAUCACCCGUCGCACUCCCGGCAGACUCAACAAGGGCUUCACACCCAAGGCUGGCACCACCAAACUCGUCGUCAAGACCCUCAAGCCUCAACCAGCAUGGGACGGGAACAAGUACUUUGAAGACAUAUGGGCGCAGCUGGACAGAGCUCUCAAUGUCAUCUUCACCCAAGCGCCCGUCGACUUUUCUAUGGAAGAGCUAUACCGCGGCGUUGAGAACUUGUGUCGACAGAAAAGAGCAGAGGAGAUUUACGUCAAACUGAGCAGCAAAUGCAAGGCUCAUGUGAGGGGACCUAUGAAGACAUCAUUGCUAUCCAAGCAGAGGCAGUCGAACGUUCAGGUCUUGGAUGAUGUUCUUGGUGCGUGGACUGCCUGGAGCAAGCAGAUGACUGUCAUUCGUUGCAUCUUCUACUACAUGGACCGUUCAUAUCUUCUGCAAACAUCAAGAGGUUCUCUACAGGAUGUCACCAUCAAGAUCUUCCGCGACAACAUCUUCGAGGACCCAAGCCUGAAGCUUGCAAUCAUUGACGGUGCCUGCGAUUUAAUCUCUGCCGACAGAGCCGGUCAGGAACUGGAACCUAGUCAUCUCAGUCAAGCUAUCACCAUGUUCCACGACCUCGCUACUUACUCAACCUCGUUCGAACCUCGCAUGCUUGCAUCUGCUCAACGAUAUGUUGUGGAAUGGGCUAACGAGAAGAGUGCUGAGAAGCCACUUCCUGAAUAUGUCAACGAGGCUGUCACCUUUAUGACCAAGGAAAUUGAACGUUGCGAGCUAUUCGGUCUGGAUCAAAGCACGAGACGGGACCUUCUAGCUCUACUCGAGGAACACAUCAUCAAGGAGAAGGUCGACUACCUCACAAAUCAAGACAGUGUCGCUGAUCUCCUGGAUGACUAUGCUGUCAAGGACCUUGAACAGCUUCAUUCGCUGCUACAGAGAAGACGACUUGGCUCAAAAAUCAAGCCUGCCUUUGCAAGAUGGGUUGAAGAUACUGGUUCACAGAUUGUGUUUGACGACAAGAAUGAUACACAGAUGGUCGUCCGAUUACUAUCACUCAAGACUCGACUGGACCACAUCUGGCGCACAUCCUUCCACCGUAGCGAGGAACUUGGCCAUGCUCUUCGUGAAUCCUUCGAGACUUUCAUCAACAAGACCAAGAAGGCUGCUGCGACACAUGGUACCGACAACUCAAGGACUGGUGAGAUGAUUGCCAAGUAUGUUGAUCAACUACUACGAGGAGGUGCAAAAGUCAUUCCCACAGACCUGACUCUGCAUGCCCGCGACAAUGCUGGAAAGGAAGAGUUCGAUGACAACGAAGCCAUGGACGAGGACAGUGAAGUUAAUGCUCAACUCGACCAAGUACUCGACCUCUUCCGCUUCGUCCACGGCAAAGCAGUCUUCGAAGCCUUCUACAAGAAGGAUCUUGCACGUCGUCUUCUCAUGGGCCGUUCAGCAAGUGCAGACGCUGAGCGCAGUAUGCUCGCCCGCCUCAAGACUGAAUGUGGUGCAGAAUUUACACACAACCUAGAGCAGAUGUUCAAAGACGUCGAGCUCGCCCGUGAGGAAAUGUCUUCUUACAAAUCCCGCAUGGAAGAGCGUGAGGAGAGGCCAAAGGUCGAUCUGAACGUCAACGUACUUUCCGCAGCUGCAUGGCCUACCUACCCAGAUGUCCCUGUUGUCAUUCCCGCCGAUAUCAAGACGGCCAUCGACGAGUACGAACGCCACUACAAAUCCAAACACAGCGGCCGCAAGCUGGACUGGAAACAUUCACUCGCGCAUUGCCAGAUGAAAGCAAAAUUCGCCAAGGGAACAAAGGAGCUCGUGGUUUCUUCCUUCCAAGCCAUUAUCUUGCUCCUCUUCAACGGCAUCGACGCAUCCACACAUCUAACGUACGAUUUCAUAAAAUCAGAAUCCGGCCUCCCCGAAGCAGAAGUAAACCGCACCCUCCAAUCCCUCGCAUGCGCCAAACUCCGCCCCCUCGCAAAACACCCCAAAGGUCGCGAAAUCUCCCCCACGGACACGUUUACCAUAGACCCAUCAUUCUGGCAUGACAAAUACCGCGUCAAGAUUAACCAAGUGCAGUUGAAAGAAACCAAAGAGGAAAACAAAGAGACGCAUGAGAGAGUUGCCGCGGACAGAAAUUUCGAAUGCCAGGCUGCUGUUGUCAGAGUGAUGAAGAGUAGAAAGACUAUUGGGCAUUCUGAAUUGAUCGCGGAGGUUAUUACUGCGACGAGGAGUAGAGGUGUUCUUGAUGUCAAGGAUAUCAAGAAAAAUAUCGAUAGGUUGAUCGAGAAAGACUAUAUGGAGAGAGAGGAGGGAAACAUGUACAGCUACAUUGCGUAGUUGCGUAUUGAGGACAGGACGAUCCUUCAUAGUCAUGAAGGAUGGAGAAGAGGAAGGCCCUCAUACGCACGCAACUCGGAUGCAACUCACGAAACACAAGCAGCUCAUUCGUCACAGCCAUGAAACAUGAUUCUUUUUUUGUACAUAUGCUUUAGCAAAGAGAAGGCCUUUGCUCUGAUCCUUUGUCUUUUCUGGUGGGUAUCAUGCAGUCAUUCUCAAUGGAAUACCAAUCUUACUUCUUUCCCUUCUUCUUUUUCUUCCCACCCGUGCUUUGCUGUUGUUGUUGUUGUUGUUGUGCUGUUGCUGUUGCAGGUGUGGCCGC